This is a messenger RNA of Oryctolagus cuniculus (rabbit), 5835 nucleotides long. The record is from RefSeq and is a predicted model, not a curated record. NCBI's taxonomy places the organism in Eukaryota, Metazoa, Chordata, Mammalia, Lagomorpha, Leporidae.
GGAAUUUGAGUUUUUGCUCAUUUGGUGCCCAAGUCUCACCUUUCUCUGUGGGAACUGCUAGGAGAAAGGGGCUACCGCUGGAACCAAAAAGCUUCUACUUAAACCUCAUGCAAAUAUUCCAAAUUCAACAGUUUCCUAAAUAAUCUCAAACCUCUGCUUGUCCUCCCAUCCUAGUUAACAGGAUCAGCUUUCACCCUCUUGACCAGACAGACCUGUGUUAUGGGGGACUCCCUCCCUCCUCCUCAGCAGUGCCCCCUUCAGUCCUAGUCACGGACCUCUCACCAGGCAGGCUUCUUACCUUGGACCAUCCAGCCCCGGGAUCUCCAUCCCAGACAAUCCAUGUAUCAUACUGCAGCCGCGGUACCUGUCCAAAAUGCAGAGAUCACACCACCAACCUGGGUUAAAACCUCACCCGUCUCCUGUUGCUUUCCUAGGCACAUUCAUAGGGAGCUGGAUCGGAAGUGGACCACCUGAGUCUUGAACGGAGCCCACGUGGAAGGCCAGCAUCACAGAUGGCAACGUGGCACGAUGCUAACCCCUACUGAAAGAUGUCAAGUGAAGGAGUGACGGGCUCAGAUUACCUUGGAAAAGGAUCUCUCUGGCUUCAGGGAGAAAUUAUGCACUGGUUGGCAUGUUCGCUGUAUGUUGCCUGCCGCAAAAGCAUUAUUCCUACAGUUGGAAAGGGUAUCAUGGAAGGAAACUGUGUGUCACUUACCAGAAUACUGCGUUCAGCUAAAUUAAGCUUAAUACAGUUUUUUAGUAAAAUGAAGAAAUGGAUGGACAUGUCAAACCUGUCACAAGAAUUUCGUGAACGUAUAGAAAGGCUAGAGAGAAAUUUUGAAGUGUCUACUGUAAUUUUCAAAAAAUUUGAGCCAAUUUUUUUGGAUAUAUUUCAAAAUCCAUAUGAAGAGCUGCCAAAGUUACCACGAAGCAGGAAACAGAGGCGGAUUCCUUGCAGCGUUAAGGAUCUCUUUAAUUUCUGUUGGACACUCUUUGUUUAUACCAAGGGUAAUUUUCGUAUGAUUGGAGAUGAUUUAGUAAACUCUUACCAUUUGCUUCUGUGCUGCCUGGAUCUGAUUUUUGCUAAUGCCAUUAUGUGCCCAAAUAGACGAGACUUGCUAAAUCCAUCGUUCAAAGGCUUGCCCUCUGCGUUCCACACUGCUGACUUCCAGGCCCCCGAGGAGCCUCCCUGCAUCAUCGCUGUCCUGUGUGAGCUGCACGAUGGACUGCUAGUGGAAGCCAAAGGAAUAAAGGAGCACUACUUUAAGCCGUAUAUUUCAAAGCUCUUUGAUAGGAAGAUUUUAAAAGGAGAAUGCCUCCUGGACCUUUCCAGUUUUACUGAUAACAGCAAAGCAGUUAACAAGGAAUAUGAAGAGUAUGUUCUAACUGUUGGUGAUUUUGAUGAGAGGAUCUUUCUGGGAGCAGAUGCAGAAGAGGAAAUUGGAACACCUCGGAAAUUCACUGGUGACACCCCGCUAGGGAAACUGACAGCACAGGCUAAUGUGGAGUGUAAUCUUCAACAACACUUUGAAAAAAAAAGAUCAUUUGCACCUUCUACCCCACUGACAGGACGGCGAUAUUUACGAGAAAAAGAAGCAGUCAUUACUCCUGUUGCUUCUGCUACCCAAAGUGUGAGCCGCUUACAGAGCAUUGUAGCUGGACUGAAAAAUGCAGCAAGUGAACAACUUACAAAUAUUUUUGAAUCUUGUAUACGUAAUCCUGUGGAAAACAUUACAAAAAUAGUGAAAGGAAUAGGAGAGACUUUCUGCCAACACUAUACCCAAUCAACAGAUGAACAGCCAGGAUCUCACAUAGACUUUGCUAUAAACAGACUUAAGCUGGCAGAAAUUUUAUAUUACAAAAUAUUAGAGACUGUAAUGGUUCAGGAAACACGAAGACUUCAUGGAAUGGAUAUGUCUGUUCUUUUAGAGCAAGAUAUAUUUCAUCGUUCCUUGAUGGCUUGCUGUUUGGAAAUAGUACUGUUUGCCUAUAGCUCACCUCGUACUUUUCCUUGGAUUAUUGAAGUUCUCAAUUUGCAGCCAUUUUAUUUUUACAAGGUUAUUGAAGUGGUGAUACGCUCAGAGGAAGGGCUCUCGAGGGACAUGGUAAAACACCUGAACAGCAUUGAAGAACAGAUUUUGGAGAGUUUGGCAUGGAGUCACAGUUCUGUGCUGUGGGAAGCUCUCCAGGCUUCUGCAAACAAAGUUCCUACCUGUGAAGAAGUUAUAUUCCCAAAUAACUUUGAAACAGGAAAUUGUGGCAAUGUUCAGGGACAUCUUCCCAUGAUACCAAUGUCUCCUAUAAUGCAUCCAAGAGUCAAGGAGGUUCGGACUGAUAGUGGGAAUCUUCGAAGAGAUAUGCAACCAUUGUCUCCGAUUUCUGUCCACGAACGCUACAGUUCUCCUGCUGCAGGGAGUGCUAAGAGACGACUUUUUGGAGAUGACUCCCCAAAGGAAAUCCUUAUGGAUAAGAUCCUAACAGAAGGAACCAAACUGAAAAUUGCUCCUUCUUCAAGCAUUACAGCUGAAAACAUAUCUAUUUCCCCGGGACAGACUCUUCUGACAAUGGCCACAGCCACAGGAACAGGCACAAUAGCACAUAAAGUUACAAUUCCAAUGCAUGGUAUUGCAAAUGAUGCUGGUGAGAUCACACUGAUACCUAUUUCCAUGAACACAACUCAGGAGUCCACAGUUGAGAGUCCUGUGUCGCUUACUGCUCAGUCGUUAAUUGGUGCUUCUCCAAAACAGAGCCAUCUAACUAAAGCCCAAGAAGUGCCUCUGGCUGGAAUGAGCAAGCCAAAGAGAACUGGGUCCUUAGCACUGUUUUACAGAAAGGUCUAUCAUCUGGCAAGUGUACGCUUACGUGAUUUAUGUUUGAAGCUGGAUGUUUCAAAUGAAUUACGAAGGAAGAUAUGGACAUGUUUUGAAUUCACUUUAGUUCACUGCCCUGAUCUAAUGAGAGACAGGCAUUUGGAUCAGCUCCUCCUCUGUGCCUUUUACGUCAUGGCAAAGGUAACAAAAGAAGAAAGAACUUUUCAGGAAAUAAUGAAAAGUUAUAGGAAUCAGCCCCAAGCUAAUAGUCAUGUAUACAGAAGUGUUUUGCUGAAAAGUAUUCCAAGAGAAGUUGUGACAUAUCAUAAAAACAUAAAUGGUGAUUUUGAAAUGGCAGAUGGUGACUUGGAAGAUGCCACAAAAACACCUGACUGUUCCAGUGGACCUGUGAAAGAGGAAAGAGGUGAUCUUAUCAAAUUUUACAAUACCGUGUAUGUAGGAAGAGUGAAGUCAUUUGCACUGAAAUACGACUUGUCAAAUAAAGACCAUAUGAUGGAUGUGCCACCACUCUCUCCUUUUCCUCAUAUUAAGCAACAGCCAGGCUCACCACGCCGUGUUUCCCAGCAGCACUCUAUUUAUGUUUCCCCACACAAGAAUGGGUCUGGCCUCACGCCAAGGAGCGCCCUGCUCUACAGAUUCAACGGCAGCCCUUCUAAGAGUUUGAAAGAUAUCAACAACAUGAUAAGGCAAGGUGAACAGAGGACCAAGAAGCGAGCAAUAGCCAUUGACAGUGAGGCAGAAUCACCUGCCAAACGCCUCUGUCAGGAAAAUGACGAUGUUUUGCUUAAACGACUACAGGAUGUCGUCAGUGAGAGAGCGAAUCACUGACUUCAUCUGUUUCUGAUAAAAGCACUUUCAGCUUCUGCAGAAAUCUGGGGCUCCGUCCUCCACACUUUUUGGCCUUGUGGAUGGUAAAUAUCACUGGGCUACAAGAAACACUGAACCAAAAUUAAGCGCUUUUUUAAAAAGCAUUUGUCUAAAAUGUAGUUGACAAAGAUGUAUUUUGAGUUGAAUUGAAAACUAAUGUUUUUGGGACCGGCGCUGUGGUGUAGCGGGUAAAGCCACUGCCUACAGUGCCGGCAUCCUAUGUGGGCACCAGUUCAAGACCCAACUGCUCCACUUACAAUCCAGCUAUCUGCUAUGGCCUGGGAAAGCAGUGGAAGAUGGCCCAAGUCCUUGGGCUUCUGCACCUGCAUGGGAGACCCUGAGGAAGCUCCUGGUUCCUAGCUUUGGAUUGGUGCAGCUCCUGCCAUUGCAGCCAAUUCAGGAGUGAACCAGAGGAUGGAAGACCCCUCUCUCUUUCUGCCUCUGCCUCUCAAAUAAUAAAUCAAUAAAUCUUAAAAAAGGAAAGGAAUGUUUUAAGUGCCUUUUAAAAAUAGUAGUCGUAGAAUUUUUAAAUGUUUCCUGGAUUUUUUUUUUUUUUUUUUUUUGGACAGGCAGAGUUAGACAGUGAGAGAGAGACAGAGAGAAAGGUCCUCUUUUUUCCGUUGAUUCACCCCCCAAAUGGCUGCCAUGGCCGGUGUGCUGCGCCGAUCCGAAGCCAGGAGCCAGGUGCCUCCUCCUGGUCUCCCAUACAGGUGCAGGGCCCAAGCACUUGGGCCAUCCUCCACUGCCUUCCCAGGCCACAGCAGAGAGCUGGCCUGGAAGAGGAGCAAUCAGGACAGAAUCUAGCGCCCCAACUGGGACUAGAACCUGGGGUGCCAGUGCCACAGGUGGGAGGUUUAUCCAAGUGAGCCGCGGUGCUGGCCUGGAUUAGUUUUUAGUAUUAAGAAAAACUUCAGAGUUUUUCAGCUCUCUUUUCAAAACAAUCAAAUGUCUUCUUCUGUGCUUUGUAAUAUAAGGCUAAAUAACCUAUUUUUGGUAAGUAUGCUUUGAGAUUUGUAUUUUCAAGUUAAUCUUGAAGGUAAGAAUUGGUUCCUGUAGUGUCUGGCCAGAGGAUGAGGCACUGGCCUGUGUCCGGCCCUCUGUGGCAGCUCCAGUCCAGGUGCCACUCCUGCUCCUGGUUGUCCAGAACCCUGCCUGUGCCCUUCCUGCCCUCAGCAGGAGCAGACUUGCACCUGAACCCCUGCCUCACCCCUCACUCCUGCCUCUCCACCCUGAGCCCUCUUUGCUAGGUGUCAAAAGCCAAUAAAAGGGGUGCUUGCUCCUUUUUAAAACUACGAGCCUUUUGUUUUGCAUGGCAUUAACCUAACUGUACCUGAAAAUAUUAAGUCAUGUAAUUUUAAAAAUAGGAGACUGUUUCUCAAACCAAUAGAAUGAGGUUGAGAUAAAGUUUUUAGGACCCAAUUUUCCUGUUAGGAAACCCUGUAACAUAUGAUACACUUACCAUUUGUGAGAUCCGAAGGUCAGUCAUUCUCCAUAUCUGAUUGAUUCCCUGAGAGUAUUUGAAACGCUGUUGGAAAUCUCAUUAAAAUCCCCUCGUGCCCUUGCAGUCUAGCGGCUGCUGAUCACUUCCCCUCUUUGUUCUCAGUAUUAGUGGUGCAUCGUGUUUUCUAGUACAAGGGGUACAGCUUUCCAAAGAAUCAGUUCUUCUGCACUCACUUUUUCUAGUGUAUUUCCAGAAUCUGGAAGGACAUGCAUAAGGCAUUCUUAUUUUGAGAGAUGUUAUCAAAUGCAUAUGUUUUUAAUUGCAAAUUAUUGUUUUUUAAAACACGAAAUGUUUAACCUGUGUCUGUUGCUGAUUUGAAUUAAUCUGAGAUUUAGUUGUCCAUUGGUAUUGUCAUGAAUUUUAAAGUUUUAAGAAAAAGGAAUUUAAUGAUAUUUUACUUUUCUGAAAUUACAUUUUCUGUGUAGUAUCUACACAUACUAUUGUAAGCCAAAAAACAAAGCCUGUCUUGAGUCCUUGUACAUAUUUUUAUGUGGCUAAAACUUGUGCCAUUUCAUUUUUACUGUUAAAAAUAUACAUGAUCACUUGUACAUUGAAUAUAUAAAAAUCUGGACAUUUUUAUCAAGAUGUGAUAUCUGUAUAUAAAAUGUUUAAUAAAAGUUGGAAUUUCUGAGAUUA